AUGAAGGAUAGCGGUAGCAGUGGCGGUGGCGCCGGAAGAAAACAAGGGGCGGCAUCGCCGUGUGCCGCUUGCAAGCUUUUACGAAGAAGAUGUUCUCAAGAUUGUGUUUUUGCACCCUACUUUCCGGCCGACGAGCCUCAGAAGUUUGCCAGUGUUCAUAAGGUGUUUGGUGCUAGCAAUGUCAACAAGAUGCUCCAGGAAUUACCGGAGCAUCAUAGAGGUGACGCUGUGAGUUCAAUGGUGUAUGAAGCAAACGCACGGAUCAGGGAUCCAGUGUACGGUUGUGUCGGAGCAAUAUCAUCCCUACAACAACAAAUAGACGUACUUCAAGCACAAUUGGCAGUGUCCCAAGCAGAAGUGGUUCACAUGAGAAUGCGCCAGUUCUCGUCAAGCCCCGUCAACCAGUCACCGGAAAACAUCUCGCCACCGUCUCGCCACCACCCAUCACACACACCAACCAGGUCCCUUUUUGGCAUGGACAUGGUAGUUGACCACCAAAGUCAUAUGGGCAUGGGGGAGUCCUUAUGGUCCUCGUGCAACUAG
This is a messenger RNA of Cynara cardunculus var. scolymus (artichoke), 543 nucleotides long. RefSeq names its product LOB domain-containing protein 4-like. The record is from RefSeq and is a predicted model, not a curated record. NCBI's taxonomy places the organism in Eukaryota, Viridiplantae, Streptophyta, Magnoliopsida, Asterales, Asteraceae. The coding region runs from base 1 to 543 and encodes 180 amino acids. The transcript is spliced from 2 exons.